CUUCAUUAGUGGGUUAUACCAAUAGCGCCACCCCUUCUUCGCCCUCUCUGUGUCGUUAUUGUCAUCCUUUCGGUUCAUCUUCUCAAUUUGCUCGAUUUAGGGUUAGCGUUUGUUUUUGAUAACUAUGGCAGGAGAGGCUGCUAGUGAGUUGCAAGACUGGGAACUGCUCCACGAUUCGGAACCAAUCCUGUUGAACCCGAUCAACUUGAGCGAGGGUUCGGACUCGGAAUCAGACUUUGUUAAAUCGCCAAAUUUGUUCGGAGAUGUCAGGAGUUUUGAAGCAAUCAGGUCUGAUUACUUCUCUCUGGACGGUCAGAAUAGAUAUGCGAAAGCUUCUGAUGUAGAGACCGAUGGGAGUCAAGAGGGUUCUGUCGAGUCGGAUAAUCCGAGUUGGAUUGAGCCUGGGUCAGAGACUCGGUAUGAGAGGAAACUCUCCGGUGAGUUCUGGUCCGAUUCGGCCAGCGAUCGGUCUGAUGAGCGGAAAUUGAGUGAAAACGAGUUGGGGCUUGUGGAGGAAGCGACAAGCCAAGCGGGUCUUGAAGGACCAGGAGAAAUGGAUACUAAGACUGAGAAUUUUGGGGAAUUUUAUGUUUUUGAAGCAAAAAUCGAGGUUGGUUCUGGCGAAAAUGCAAAAGGCGAAGUGGGUUUUGAAGGAUUCGGUGAAAUUCCAAUAAAGGAUAAAGAUUUAGGCAACUUCUGGUCCGAUUCUGGUGGAGAUGGAUUGGUUCCAAUAAAGUUUGGUGAUCAUGCGAAUGCAUCAGAAGAGGGCUCGGAGAUGUUUGGUGAAUCUGAUGUUGGAGAUGGUUUGAUGGCUGCUUCUGAGGGUGGUAAUGACAAUUCAGGGGUUCCAAUUGACGAAAUGAAAGAAAAUGAGAAAUCAGGCGGUGAGUUGAAGAAGAGGAAUGUAGUGUGGUGGAAGGUUCCGUUUGAGUUGUUAAAGUAUUGUGUUUUGAGGGUUAACCCUGUUUGGACUUUCUCUAUGGCGGCGGCUGUAAUGGGAUUUGUUAUCCUUGGCCGGAGGUUGUACAAGAUGAAGCGCAAAAGCAGGAGCUUGGAGAUCAAGGUUACCAUGGAUGAUAAGAAGGUGUCUCAGUUCAUGACUCGUGCUGCUCGUCUUAAUGAGGCAUUUUCAGUCGUGAGAAGGGUCCCCAUGCUACGACCUACAAUGCCAGCUGCUGGGGUGAAUCCUUGGCCUGCGAUGAUUUUACGGUGAAAAACAUGCUGUUGGAAAUAGACAUGAAAUGAACAGUUUGUGCACGGGGGGUCUCACAUUCUAAUUAAAUGGUUGUCUUACUUUGCUCUGAAUGAAUUGUUAUCUUGUAAUUUUUCAUGUUUAAGGGUUCUGAACUUGUCCAAAUAUGUCUAUAAGCUCUCUACAUCUGUUUAUCCAGAGUUCAUGUUGUUUCUAGUUUCUUAUAAUAACAGAGUAAGUGUAUCCAUUUACCUUGAUGUGCUUUGCGAUCUCUA
Molecule: messenger RNA, 1467 nt
Organism: Tripterygium wilfordii
Lineage: Eukaryota; Viridiplantae; Streptophyta; Magnoliopsida; Celastrales; Celastraceae
Exons: 2
Coding region: 125-1213 (362 amino acids)
Source: RefSeq, a predicted model, not a curated record